Molecule: messenger RNA, 4943 nt
Organism: Orbicella faveolata
Lineage: Eukaryota; Metazoa; Cnidaria; Anthozoa; Scleractinia; Merulinidae
Product: DNA helicase B-like
Source: RefSeq, a predicted model, not a curated record
GAGGUUCCUUAAUCGAGGUUCCACUGUAUAAACGUUCCCUUUACAGUACGGCAGCAUUUCACUUUACGAUAUACACUUCGAAUGUAUACUACUGAUGUCCAUCCCUGACUCCAAUUUUAGUACUGUAGUAUCUAUCGAUACGGGAAGUAACUACAAGUACGCAAGGCGGACCUAUUUUUAAGAGCUGGGCUGAGGAACUGGCGCCUAAAUAGACAAUUAUGGGUACUCCGCUGGGACUUUUAAAUUUGGCGUCAAAAUCCCAGGUUCCAUUCAGCCUUUCACUGUGAAAAUCAUAUGGUCAAGUUUCGAAAAUCGCAGGAAGCAUCGAAGUAGGUUUAUGUAGCAAAUAAUGCAACAGAAACAAAUGUAGCUGUAGAUCAAGAAAUCUUGCCGAUCUCACCCUCUCCAAGUGGAAUAAGCGUAUGACAUUGCGCGGGAGAAAUUUAAUACUGUCGCACGACUCAAGUAACAGUGUUGAGGUACUUUGAAUUUUCAUGAGCUGAAGUGAUGAAGUUGUGAUCGCUAAAGCUAAACAUCAUGGUAAACUGUAGAGGAUUCUUUUUACCCAAAGAAAAGGACUCGAACGAAGAGCGAGCAGACUCCGAAGACGACAGUGAAAGUGACAAUGACGAUUUCGAGAAUCCUGAUUACCACGACAUUAUUCAGAUAUCCAGCGGAAAAUAUCAGUCGUAUAGCCCAUCGAGAAUCCGAUGUGUCGCCGAAAGGCUGCAAGAACUGGAGGACCGGAAUGGACGUUCUAUUUCAAAGGGGGAAAAGGUUGUGCGCGCUCGAUUUGACAGCAAGUUUUCAGAGCCAUGGUGGAUGGUGGAGGUGAUUGAGAUCAACACAGGUUCGAGAACGGAGCGACCGGAGAAGAUUCCUUCUUACAGCAUUCGAUGUGACGAUGGAGUCGACAAAUCCCUGUUGUCGUUGUUCCUGACGAGAGGAUGCUGUGUAAAUGAGCAGCAUGUCGCUUCGUUCUUGGAAUUUACUGAAGACAGAAAUUUGAGAAUGACGUUUGUGGAUCUGCUGGGCAACUUGAGGGAAUUCGCUAGCAGCGGUGAAAUCAACAGCGAAAUCGCCGAGCAGAUUCGAAGAAGCUUCGCAUCUAAGCCCACAGGCAAAGCCUUUAUGGUGCCCGAGCUUACUAAGGUUGCCCAUCGUCUGUUUCCGCGCCAUGCCAAAACACUGUUUUCGUCUACAAGCCUGGAGGUGUUGCAAGACAUCCAGCAAGCACUUCAAAGAGAACCUUGGAUUUUUGGCUACCAAGCUGUCCUUCAAGAAAGGUUUGGCAUAUCUGGAUGCGAAGUGAAGUUGCCAGCAUUUAUUAAUUGUGAUCUCCUGGAAACUAUGCCUGUCGUGCAACGUGAUGCACUGUACAUUUACAAUGCAUUGUGUAAAUUGAUCCACAAGUAUGGCCAUACCUAUGUACCCCUGUGGCAAUUAAAACGUGAAAACUGGUACAAUGUACCUUUCACACCUGGGGCUUACCAAGUAACCAACUGGGAAGAAAGCCUAACAUAUCUCAGGGAGAUCAAUGCGGCGAAGACUGCCGGUAAUGCUUAUAGCAAUGGAUGUCCUGUGUUUUUACCACAUAUUCGAGGCUAUGAGCAAACAAUUGUUCGAAACAUCUGCAAGAUAAUGGAGAUGAGACCUUGGAUUGGUGACAUGGAGGUAGAUGAAAAGGUGUUUGGUGGUGAUGAAGACCAAGUCAAGGCGGCACAACUCAUGACAACAACUCCUGUUGUUGUUUUGUCUGGAAGGGGUGGAUGUGGCAAAACACACGUUGUUUCAACUGUACUAUCAGGGGAACUGAAGGUAAAAAGAAGUCAGAUUCCUGUAGAAGAGUUAACCAUGCAAGAUGAAUGCACUACCAGUCAGUGCUCAAAAAAUUUUGCUGGUGACUCUCAAACAUCUCAAGACAACCGAUGUUCCACAACUGCAGCUUCUUCUUGUCCUCCAGAAACCACCCAAUCUCAGAAUUCUGAAAUCCCUCAAAGCCAGAUUACAAGGAAAGACCCCUGUGGUGAUGCUGUGCUGCUGACAGCACCAACUGGCAGAGCUGCUUCCAUUUUGGGGAAACGUACAGGACUUCCAGCCUAUACCUUACACUCUGUGAUCUUCAGUUAUUUCCGUUGGCUGAAAGAAGUAAAGAAUGGUGAGAACCAUUCAGCUUGGAAAUUUUCAGGAGUCAAGCUUCUUGUUUGUGAUGAAAGCUCUCUGAUAUCUGUGAAGGCUUUCUCCACUCUAAUAAACAUACUCAUGAAGAAAGCUGCACUUCAACAGGUCAUCUUAUUGGGUGACAAAAAUCAACUUCCAUCAAUUGAACCAGGAAAUUUCCUGAAUGACAUUUAUUGUGCACUUGAGCCUUACGGUUCUAGCAUCACAUUGAGAACUAAUCACAGGGCAGAAUCGCAACUGAUUGUGGACAAUGCAAACAGGAUAUCCCAUAAAGAAAUGCCAUUCUUCCCUGAUGAUCCAAAAAGAGGAUUUAUUUCCCUAUGCUGUCAGUCAGCAGAAGGUUGUGAUGAAAACAAUUCUGACGACAUGGUCAUCACCCAGGUUGUGAGAGAUCUGCUGGACAACAAAAUAAGUACAGUUACUUUACCAGAACCUCAGAGAUCUCAGUUUAUUGCUUUCCGUCGAAGAGACUGUCUGAACAUCAAUGAACUGUGUGCACAGCAUUACAAUAAACACUCCAUCAAGAACACCAAAGGCAAACUAGACUUUCAAACUGGUGAUAAAGUUUGUGUCAGAAGGAACAUUGUCUGCUUUGAUGCUUAUACCGAGAAGGAGGUGAAAUUCUGUAAUGGUGAAAUCUUUUUCAUUAAGGAAGUUAUUGAAGAAGAGGACAACCAUAACAAGAAAACAACUUAUUUUGCUCUUGACAAUGGAGAAAAGAUUGUGAAGGUAGACAUGAAGAUGUUGAAGAGGGCUAAGCUGUGUCAUGCCUGGGCCAGGACAAUCCACACCUACCAGGGUUCAGAGAUUGACACAGUUGUAUACGUCCUAGGAAGCCCAAUUUACCAAGACUGGCGUCACGUCUACACAGCUGUCACUCGAGGUGUUCGACAAGUGAUAGUUGUCCAUGAUCCCAACCACUUGAAAAAAGUGGUGAUGGUAAACAAGCCAUUCCAGAGAAGGACAAAGCUAGGAGAAUUUCUCACCAAAGAUCUAAGCACACCAUCUAUUUUUGACGACGAAGAAAGUGACCCGGAAACUGACAUACUCCGUAGCACUCCUUCUGCAAGUGCUGGAGAUAAUGAAAACGAUGAUGUGUUUCACAGCCAGAGUUUUGGCACCGGAUAUUCGUCCUGCGGUCAUCAAGCAUCCUGUGCGAGUCCGGAGAUGACACACUCGUCUUAUCAUACGGCUGCCAGUUUGACCAGCACAAGCAAGGAAGAAGCUUGGGAAGAUGAAUUUCACGAUGAAGGUGAUGAUGAAAUCCUUGCUUGGGCCUUAGAAAGCUCCCAACAGGGAACCCAAGAAGUCAGCACCAGUUGUCCAGAUCCACAAGGGUUGGACUCCACUGAACUUGCUGGUAAUAACCAGCCAAGUGCAGAUGUUACGAAGGAGUGCUUUGAGUAUCUGUUUGAGUCCACUGGUCCUCGUGAUAAUAGCACCACGUCUGUUGAUUUUCAUGUUGCAAGAAACAACUUGAACAUCAAAAAAGAGCGACGAUACUCAGAGGAAUGUGGUAUGCAGGAAAAUUCUCGUCCCUCAGCGGCAUUUGAAGGCAAUCAGAGUGCAGUGACUGCUGAUGAUUUCCUUGGGUCAAGAAAUAACGUGAGAGUUAAGAACGAGCAGCAGGACAAAGCGGAAACUGGCAUGGUAGAAUGUUCAAGUGGUCAGUUUCUUGGGAGUCUGGCUGACCUGAGUAGUAGAUUAAACGCGUUCUCUGCUACUUUUCAUCAAAGAUCGCCUGUGACAAACAGCACAAGUGUUCUGGACAUCAAUCGUAAGGCACGUUCCAGGAGAUUCUCUGAGACUUCCAGUUUUCCAACUCCUCCUCAGACCCCAACCAACAUCAGAAAGGCCGCACCGUUUUCAUCAAGGCAUUUAUCCAACACGUUCCCUCGAAAAAGCAGUUCACAAAGAACAUCCUCCAGCACAUCUACAGGGACCCCAGCUAAGAGCAGAAGGAAAUCACUUACUGCUAAAUUUGACUCUGUCUGUAAAGUGUGCGAGAGCCCAAUAAUCGCUGGACUAGAUGAAAUAACCCACUUCGACAGUGGAUCAGCCAAAUCGUGGGUGCACCAAAAAUGUGUGCACUCCAAGUAAAACUGUUAGCCAAACUCUACUCAAGCCUUUCGUGAAGAUUAUGAGAAUAACAUCGUGCUGGACCUUUGCCAUCUCAUGAAGUCUGUUCUUGUCUCCUCUCGUUUCAUUUUUGUAGUGUACAGCAUUUGCAUUUUGGAUAUGCUGUACACGUUUUUUACAAACAUGUCCAAGGUGCGCCCCAGCGUUGUUUUAAGGGCCUUUGCUGCAAAAAAUCCGUCUUUUUGCUUGUUUUACAGAAACACCCAUUUCAAACACGGGGUUUUAAAAGAAUGUAUUAGCCAUUACAAGAACGUUAGGUGGUGCGCUUUCUGAGCAAAGCUUUUCGUUAUAAACAGAAUUUACCACCUUGGGGGUGAAGAGAAUUUCCUCUACAAAAUGUAUCGUAAAUUAUCAAAUUAGCAAUUUUUUCACGAAUCUGUUUUUAUUGAAACAUGUGGUAAUGUCUUAGUAAGGAAAGUAAAAUGUUAAUGAUUGUACAAGAAGUUUAUCAGUUAAGAAAUUGUUACCAUGGUAGAUGUCUAUACAAUUAUACUGUGAAAAAUUCAGUGGAAAAACGUCAGAGUUGUUAAAUUGAACAGUCCAAUGCAAAAUUGGGAAUUGUUCGUUUGGAUAGUUUCAAUUUGCUACGGAGAGAAAUAUUAAUUAAACGGUCCUUGAAUGAA